AGAAGAAAUGCCCUUCGAACGUCUACACUGUCAAAGGUUGCUGCUGCAAGUUCCCAUUCGAUUUCCAGGGGAAGGAGUACGACAAGUGUAUCGAUGCCGGGCACCAGACGCCCUGGUGCUACGUGGAGGAGCAGGAGGAAGGAUGCGGGGAGGAGUAUGGCAGCCUCAUCGUGCACGGGCAUGGAAGACAAGACUUUGAGACUUUCACUCCGAGAAAAGUCAGCAAGAUUAGAGACAAGAAUCACUCGUUCGAGGGAGGAGCGACUAGAUGGUGGGACCAUUGCGAGCCCCCCCAGGUUGUCACCCACUUGGGUUGUAAAUGCAAAUUUCCUUUCAAGUGGAAGGGGAAGGAACACAACAUCUGCAUCUGGGAUGAUCAUAACACACCCUGGUGUGAAGUAGAGGGAGACGAAUGCGGUGCUGGGCAAUACAUCCAUAAGGGCCCUGAAGGAAAGUCGAAGCAUCGCUGGGACAACUGCAUCAUGCCGCCUCCUAAGUCAGAGCCUGGUCACCAGGAGGAGCAGAUACCAAUCCCAGCCAAGUUCAAACCUCGGCGAGAAGGGCGACACUGCGGAGACACCAAGUCGCACUGGCUGGAGCCCUGGCACUUCAACUUCAUGUGUGCGAGUGGCGUGUGCAACUUUCGCUGCAAGAAUCCCAUCUUCUGCCCCAACUGCGACAAUGGUAACUGUCAGUGUAUCGAUCCCAAACCCAGUGGCCAGACGUGCGGCGACGGGACAAAUCGACCGCCAGAAUACUCGCACAACGAGUGCCUGAGCGGUCAGUGUAAUUUUGACUGCAUUCUAUGCACAAACUGUAACGGGGGGAACUGUAAAUGUGAGUGAAGCAAAGGAUGCCGGGCCCGGCCUCGCAACCGGGACAUCAUCUUCGAGUCAAGUGACUACACCGGGCUUAUCAAUGAAACUUGGCAACUAC
Molecule: messenger RNA, 936 nt
Organism: Guillardia theta CCMP2712
Lineage: Eukaryota; Cryptophyceae; Pyrenomonadales; Geminigeraceae
Exons: 14
Coding region: 483-845 (120 amino acids)
Source: RefSeq, a predicted model, not a curated record